Molecule: messenger RNA, 1452 nt
Organism: Diaporthe citri
Lineage: Eukaryota; Fungi; Ascomycota; Sordariomycetes; Diaporthales; Diaporthaceae
Exons: 2
Coding region: 1-1452 (483 amino acids)
Source: RefSeq, a predicted model, not a curated record
AUGAUACACCUUCCAGACGAGAUCUGGGUCCAGAUCUUCUCUCACUUCGAGGCCUUCCUCCCCAAAGACAAAUGGUGGAUGUACGAUGAGCAAGGAGACAACUCCUCUCGGAAGACGCUAAUUUCCAUCUCCCUCGUUUCGACGCACUUCCAUUGCUUGGCACAGCUUCUCAUUUACCUAUCCGUCCUCCUCGGCGAAGGAGAAUACAAGAGGGACUGGAAUAAAGAACAACUCACCCGCACGCUGGCGAUUUCCCCGGAGCUCGGGUUCAACACUCGCACAGUCAGUUUUGAUGACUGCAGGGCACCGAUGACCACUGGUUUCGUUUCCAUGUUACAAACGCUUUUACCAUCUCUCGACUUGGGCACUGCCAUGCGAAGGCACAUGGAAAUUGAGCUUGAGAAGUCAAGAGACGACCCCAACGUUCACAUGGACGUCGGAAUUGCUGUAGCCAUGCUCGCCCUGAUGCCUCGCAACACUGAUUAUGAGGGCUCACAUGAAGAGGAAGAUGGGGUGAUAGAGGGGUUUCGCAGUGAUAAGGCUGGGGUCAAAGGCUCUCAAGACCUUUCAAGAUCAUCGUUUGCCAACUAUGGUCUGCCCAAUCUCGAAGAACUACGUCUGCGAACUGCCGAUUACAGGUACGGAAGCACACCUAUCCACUGCGUCGAGGCCGCCCUGUUGCACGCGAAUCUGAAAACUCUGCGCCUGCUCGGAAGCAACUGGCUCCAUAGGAGCCUCAAAUUGCUCAAGUGGCCCAAAGAGCCCUGCGGCUUCCAGUUCCUCGAGCUGAGGGAGAGCCUGGUGGAGGCAUCAAGCCUCAGGCACAUCCUGACGCGCCUCACGAGCCUUCGAACUCUGAUCAUCCACAUAGGCGACGGACGCAGGCAUGACGAGGACGACCAAUGGGCUUUGAUGCUGGACGAGUUCGGCUCGAUCUUGAGGAAGCUGGGCCAGGAUCUGGUGGAGCUGAGCCUGCAUACCAACAACUCCAGUGACUACCUCGACGGGACUGGCGAGUACGAGGGCUACCUUGGCUCUCUCAUAGAGUUGCGAUCCCUCAGCCACCUCAGCGUCGUCAUCCAACACCUUGUGGACGAUUUCACCCAGCGUGAGUAUCGGGAGGAAGUCCCGGCGCUGGCUGGCAUCUUGCCGCCUUCGCUCGAGACGCUGCAUCUGCACUACGAUGGCAUGGACUGGGAUACUCGGGAGGAGUAUACACACCGCUGUAGUUUCGUCAACGGCGCUGUGAGGAAGUUGCUUGAGCACGGGCAGAUGCACAACCUUCGACGGGUCAGUAUUGAGAGGUACUUCAACUACUCCCUGGAGGGUGAGUUCGACGGGCAGGUAGCCGGGUGGGAUAUGACGGUUGAGAAUGUGCAUCUAGAUGUGCGAAUGUCGUAUAGCACUUCGCGGUUUCGGCAAACCAUGGUCACUUUCACAAGGAGAGGAUGA